Capronia coronata CBS 617.96 is the source of this 1257-nucleotide messenger RNA. RefSeq lists its product as uncharacterized. The record is from RefSeq and is a predicted model, not a curated record. Lineage: Eukaryota; Fungi; Ascomycota; Eurotiomycetes; Chaetothyriales; Herpotrichiellaceae. The transcript is spliced from 2 exons. Gene Ontology annotation, biological process: intracellular iron ion homeostasis. The coding region runs from base 1 to 1257 and encodes 418 amino acids.
AUGUCUUUCGACUUGGUCUGCGUCGGAUUCGGCGUUACAGCCCUCUCGCUCGCCAUCACCCUGCACGAGCGAGGAGCACUGGACAACACGCUCUUCCUCGAAAGUCAACCUGCAUCAAAAUGGAAUCCGUGUUCGAGUUCAGCUGGUGGCCGGAUGAGGACUUCGUUCCUGAACGACCUGAUCACAUCAGAGAACCCGCGCUCCAGGUUCACGUUCCUGAAAUACCUCCAUGCGACCAACAGAUUGGCACUCUACGCGAAUAGUUCCCAGAUACAGCCUUCACGAGAGAUGUUUGCCGACUAUCUGCGCUGGUGCUCGGCGUCUUUCCAGAACAAUGUCAAUUUUGGCAAAAGGGUCACGGCUAUAUUCCCGGUGAGAGAAGACCAACAGCCCGUUCGAUCCUGGAAUGUGGUAUUCUCAGACUCGGUCACUGGGCAACAAGACUCGGUGACCACCAAGCAAGUCAUUUGUGCCGCUGGCUUACAGCCAUUUAUUCCCGCACCCCUCUCCAGCAUCAUGGACACUUCGCCCGAUGUGGUCCAUGCGACAGACUGCCUGCAGCGCAUCUCGUCGACUAUGCGCACGACGGGUGGCAAGUGUCACUUCGCCAUCAUUGGUGAUGGGCAAACUGCUGCCGAUGUCUUUGACCAUAUCCAUGGCAUCCGAGGUGAUCAUCAGGUGACUUGGUUCACGCAAGAUCCCGUUCUAAGAGGAACCGACGACAGCCCUUUCAUCAUGGACAAUACAAGGAAGCCGAGUUCUAAGGUGGGACAAGCGUUGCCUUUGGAACUAAGACGAAGAGCCAUUGGCGACGGUCUCUGUACAGAUUCUGUGUCGGCGAUUGACCGUCAUCUCUUGAUGAGCAUCUACGAGGUUCAGUAUGCACAAAGUGUCAAAGAAUCUGAUGCGAAUAAGUGGAAAUUCCAGGUCAAAUUCCAGCAUAAAUUGGUCGGGGCGGAAAAGGUAGCAAAUGGCAAAGUCCGACUGUCAUUCCAACGGCCUGAGUUUGAAGAACAACUAUUCGGAUGCAAUAUAUUCGACCUGGUCAUUGCCGCAACAGGCUACGAGAGGACUGAAUACAAGAAAAUCUUGGCUCCGUUGCUUGGUAUGCUUGACGGCCACCAAGUCACGGUGAACCGAGAUUAUCAGGUCAACUUCCGGACCGGAUCCUGCGGCGUAGGAUGCGGCUUGUGGCUACAAGGCGCAUUGGAAGGAGAAGAUGUGAGUUUUCGGUCCUUCAACCUCUUAGCUUGCUGA